AUGACAGUCAGCCCCGCUGUGCGUCCAGUCUUCUUGAUCACCAGACACACGACCCAGCCAAAUAACAGACACAGCUUAACACACGAGUUUACCCUUUUGAUAAUUGUAUCCCAAUCCUUUAGGACAGAUAAUCUGUCCAAGCAUUCGUGUAGAGGUCCGGAUACUCUUGUAUUAGAGCAAGCUUAUUUCCGCCAAGAGCCUCCUUAUAUAGUUUAUGCUAUAUCAUUUGAAAAAUAUCAUGUAGAUAUGUCUUCAAGAAUCCAGAGGAUAAGGUUCAGCUUUAGAGGCUUAGAUAGCCGUUAA
Phycomyces blakesleeanus NRRL 1555(-) is the source of this 303-nucleotide messenger RNA. RefSeq lists its product as hypothetical. The record is from RefSeq and is a predicted model, not a curated record. Lineage: Eukaryota; Fungi; Mucoromycota; Mucoromycetes; Mucorales; Phycomycetaceae. Bases 1 to 303 code for a protein of 100 amino acids. The transcript has 3 exons.